Poecile atricapillus (Black-capped chickadee) is the source of this 2268-nucleotide messenger RNA. Its product is annotated as BTB/POZ domain-containing protein KCTD17-like. Lineage: Eukaryota; Metazoa; Chordata; Aves; Passeriformes; Paridae. Gene Ontology annotation, molecular function: cullin family protein binding. The transcript has 7 exons. Gene Ontology annotation, cellular component: Cul3-RING ubiquitin ligase complex; cytoplasm. Gene Ontology annotation, biological process: proteasome-mediated ubiquitin-dependent protein catabolic process; protein homooligomerization. The record is from RefSeq and is a predicted model, not a curated record. Bases 770 to 1492 code for a protein of 240 amino acids.
CCUGCCAGCACUUCAUGUGGAUCCAGACUAUAGUUCCCAGAACUGUCCCUACAUAUGUUAGCAGGAAGGCAACCGUCUGCAUAUUUUGCUGCAAGAAAGUAUGGCAACUGCUGCGGCACUGAGCGGUGAGCCUGAGGUAAUGGAUGUCCUGAAGGGAAUGCUGUGAAGUACAGCGCUGAGGGGCUUAAUCUGCCGAGUGCCAGGGAGCAGGUUGUGCUUCCUGCCUCCGAGGAAGCUUGCAGACAAGACCCGGGACUGGAAGCAGGCAGAGUACCAGCCGCAGGGCUGGGGUCUCAUGUGGUGCAGUCCCCUUCUUUAGAGCAUCCUCAUUGCAGGAACAGCAAGCUGGGGAAACUACAGUUCCCAUCACCCUUUUGUGCGUGUCCCCGCGAAACUACAGUUCCCAGAAGCUUUUAAUGAGCCAGAGAGGAUGUCUGUGGAAAUAAAUGCCGACGAGUUUUGCAUAACACCCUGCACCUCCGGAGUGCUGACCGGCCCAUGGUCUGUGAAAACGGGAACAGAGGAAAAGCCAGGGAGUGUCAGCGCUGUGGAGCUGUGAUUUUGCCCAGCUCAAUAGCCUCAGUGAUAGCCUCCAGCACCGAGCAACCUUCCUCUUCUCAGGACUCCCUCGGUAGUCACAGGGAAGAUCUAGCCCCCAGGAAACACGGCUGCUGCGGAGGGAGAGGCAGAUAAACUACAGAUCCCGGCAUUCUCCGACAGGCAGCACCUGCGGCAGUCCCUGCACGCCGUGGGGGAGGUGGGGGUGAGGAUGAGGAUGGAGGGCAGGGAGGAGAUGCAGGGCGCCGUGGGGCUACGCUGUACCUGGGACAUCCCGCCACCCGCUGGCACCCAGGCCAAGUGGGUGAGGCUCAAUGUGGGGGGCACCGUCUUCCUCACCACCAGGCAGACCCUGUGUCGGGAGCAGAAAUCUUUCCUGUGUCGCUUGUGCCAGGGCGAGGAGCUGCAGUCGGACCGGGAUGAAACUGGUGCAUAUCUCAUAGAUCGAGACCCCACUUACUUUGGACCGAUUCUGAAUUUCCUCCGUCAUGGGAAGCUGGUCCUUGAUAAAGAUAUGGCUGAAGAGGGGAUCCUUGAAGAAGCUGAGUUCUAUAACAUUGGUCCUUUGAUCCGAAUAAUCAAGGAUCGAAUGGAGGAGAAGGACUACACAGUGACACAGGUGCCUCCUAAGCAUGUCUACCGUGUGCUGCAGUGCCAGGAAGAGGAGCUCACUCAGAUGGUUUCCACUAUGUCAGAUGGAUGGCGUUUUGAGCAGCUUGUGAACAUUGGCUCAUCCUAUAAUUAUGGGAAUGAGGAUCAGACAGAAUUCCUCUGUGUGGUCUCCAAGGAGUUGUACAACUCCCCCAAUGGCCUGAGUUCUGAGCCCAGCCACAAAGCCAAGAACACAGAGGACCUGGAGGAGGAAGAGCAGGAGGUGGAGGAGGAGGCAGAGGCAGAAGCAGAAGCAGAGGAGAAAGGUGCAGCAAAUCCCUGAGGAAAAUGAUAAAAAUAACCCCCCAGACAUAGACUCGUCCACCUUUCUGCUGUUACAAGCCAGAGAUCUGAGGAUGUGAUCUGAACACUCCAGCCUUUUCAUUUCUUGUUUAUAUCUUUAUUUUUGUACUGCAAUGUAUGGCAGCCCCUUGUCCCACAGUGACGCCCCCAGCCCUCUACACCCUUGACAUGCAACCAUUUUUUUUUUACCAACUCACCUCGGAGGCUUGAGCUUCCAGCCCUGGAGGAGGGCAGAUGCUCCAUGGAGCCCCUGAGCUGCUGUAGGAGCGGGAGCCCACGGCCCCCUCCUAUGCCUGGCAGUCUGGCUUUCCUUAAUGUCACAGUGGCCCCUGGUGGGGACAUCAGCGAUCAGCCACUGCAGCCUGCGGUCCCUUCCCGAGCACGCUGGAUGCAGAUGGGGACCGAGGUGGUGGCAGCUGUGGAAGGACCAGCCCUUGCCCUUUCACUGUUGCAGGCAACUAGUGUGGGCUUGUGGGCUGGGGACAAAUGCAGAGCCACCGUCCUUUUCUGGGCCUCCUGUAUCACUCGGAGGUGUCCCUGUGCUGGGUAUCACAUUCCUUGGUGCUUCCCUCCCUGUCCCCCAAAGCAGCUCUGUGCCAGCAGUGUGAGAAGGAGAAUGGUGUGCUGCCUGGGUACCAGGAACAUGCUGGUACCUGAUGUUGUGUCAGCCACCACCAAGCAGAUCCCAGUUUUGGGGAGCGGGGCAUUUGCUUCACUGCUGUGUCUGAAGACUCCUGAAUAAAAUUCACAGUCUGU